Messenger RNA from Vespula vulgaris, 4157 nucleotides. RefSeq lists its product as uncharacterized. Gene Ontology annotation, biological process: sensory perception of smell; detection of chemical stimulus involved in sensory perception of smell. The transcript has 14 exons. Lineage: Eukaryota; Metazoa; Arthropoda; Insecta; Hymenoptera; Vespidae. Gene Ontology annotation, molecular function: odorant binding; olfactory receptor activity. The record is from RefSeq and is a predicted model, not a curated record. Gene Ontology annotation, cellular component: plasma membrane. Bases 269 to 3460 code for a protein of 1063 amino acids.
GAAUAACUCGAACGUAGAGCAAGUUAUUAAAAAUUACUGAUUGUAUAGACGGAGAUAAUUACUGACUAUACGAUGUUUUAAUGAACGGAAGAAGAGGAAGACAGUUUUUAUAAAUUCUUUGCAUAUCGUACAUUCGUCUUACAUCUAAGCUUAUUAUCUUAUUACAAGCUCCGCUUAUAAAUUUUUACAGUGCUUUCUUUUCGAAAAAAAAAAGAGAAAUACGAAGGAUAGAACAUAUAUUAAAAAGAACAUAGUAUAAUCCGCAGAAAUGCAUAUUCUUCCUGUAUCAUUUGCAUUAUUCACGUACGUUGGAUAUUGGCGACCAGUAAACUGGCCAAAAAAUUCUUUCAAAUCCUAUCUGUAUAAUAUUUACACUCUAUUCAUGAUAUUCAUCUUAUGUUUAUUCGCAUUUUGUGAAAUCGUCGAUGCUUAUGUCGAUCAUAACGUAAAUACCUUCAUCGAAAAGUUUACUCUUACGAUAUCGGUCGUAGCAGUGUGCAUUAAAGUUAUAAAUCUUAAUUUGCGUCGGGAAAGUGUUAUCUCAUUGAUCAAUAUGCUUUUGAAAGAUGAUUGUAUACCACGGAAUUCGGAGGAACAAAAAAUAAAGCAAAAAUUCGACGAGAAUGCUAAGAAGAUCACGAUUUAUUGUGAAUUUUUAAACGAGGCAACAGUUGUCUUUGCCAUAAUAUCACAGAUCGUAGACGCCGUAAAGGAACGUAUCCUGCCACUUGCCAAUUGGACUCCUUACGAUCAUUCCUCGAACAUCAUGUUUUGGCUGUCUUUGAUUCAUCAGUCGGUAGCUCUUUUGGUCUGUGCAAACGCAAGUGUUGCUCAUGAGACCAUCAUUUCUGGAUUGAUGUUACAAAUUUGUGCGCAAUUGGAGAUACUCGGUCACCGUGUAAAAACGUUGCCAAUGUUACUGGAAAUGGCGAGAAAGAAUUGCGAUAAUAUCUUUCAUUGGAAGAGAGAGGAAAAGAGGAUCAUUCGUGAAUUGAUCGAGUAUCAUCUUUACAUAUACGGUUUUGCUACUAGAGUCAACAACGUUUUUACCACGAUGAUCAUGCUACAGUUCUCUAUAAGUUCGAUUGUACUCUGUUUGACCGUUUACAGAAUGUCCAAGGCAGAAAUCACUAGUUUCGAAUUUUUGUGGGCGGUUUUUUACCUUGCUUCUAUGUUUAUGCAAAUCUUUCUCUAUUGUUGGUACGGCAACGAAGUGAUAUUAAAGAGCAUGCAGAUUGGAGAUAUGUUUUAUGAAAUGGAUUGGACAUCGUUAAGAACUGACAUUAUCAAAAUUCUUCCUAUCGUAAUGUCUCGAAGUACAAAACCUAUUGAAAUGAGAAGUGGCUAUGUGAUAGUAUUGUCAGCUCAAUCGUUUACAAGUAUACUGAAUACAUCGUACACAGCUUUCAACGUUCUGCAAAAAUCCUCGUCAAAAAUGACGAUUUUAGCAUCGACUUUGAUGAUUCUCAGUAUCUGUGGAUGCUGGAGACCUCCAUCCUGGUCAUUCUCAUAUUACAAACUAUCGUCUUUAUCUUUAUCCCAAAUCAUUGGUAUUGCCCUAAACAUUUCGAGCGAUCUUUCCGAAGAAAUUUACAUAUCUUUGACGAUUGCUGUAUCCUGUCUAAAAAUGUUAACUUUUAAAUUCAAUCAUAACGACGUCGUCAAGUUAAUUAACACUUUGGCAGAGGAACCAUAUAAGCCAUCGGAUAAUGAAGAAAUUCAGAUUCAAUUAAAAUUUGAGAAAUUAGCACGGCUCAACACGAACGGUUAUACAUCCUUAAUAGGGUUUUCGGUGAGCAGUUUCGUAUUUAUGUCUUUGAUUACAGACCUCAAGGAAAAACAAUUAACUUUUCAAGUUUGGUUACCGUUUGACAGUACGACAUCUGUUAUAUAUUAUUUAACGUACACUCAACAAAUGUUAGGUAUGACAUUAGCCGGCUUUCUUAACGUCGCUCUAGAUUCUUUGAUCUGUGGCAUUUUUAUACAUAUUUGUUGUCAAAUCAAGAUCUUGGAAAAUCGUUUGAUGAAAAUCUCCAACGAACAGGAGGCACUUUUAAAAUUGUGCGUCCGUCAUCAUGAAUGCAUAUACAAAUUCGCAGAUAACGUAAAUAAAAUAUUUGGACUUAUAAUGUUCAUUCAGUUUUUCGGCAGCACGAUGACAGUCUCCUUUACGUUAUAUCAAUUAACAAAAAUAUCAUCAACUUCUGUCGAAUAUGCAAAAAUGUCGCUCUACAUGUAUUGCAUGUUAAUACAAAUUUAUCUUUACUGCUGGUACGGAAAUCUAGUCACUUUAAAGAAAAGUUAUAUCUCAAAAAAUAAAUUGAGCUUUUUUCAUUCGCAUAUAAAUAUGAGUGCAUUAAAACCAAUAUUUAUUAUCCACAGCCUCUGCGGAUCGCGGAGACCUCCAUCUUGGUCGCCCUCAAUUUAUAAAUGUCUCCUUUAUAAUUUAUACACGAUCACUAUAGCUUUUCUAGUAUCAUCACUGGCUUUAUCACAAAUGAUCGGUAUGGCUUUAAAUGCAGAUGCGAGCAAUAUUUCCGACGAUAUUUAUUUAUUCUUGGUACAAUUCGUAUCUUGCUUUAAAUUGUUAAGUCUUGUAGUCAAUCGUAAUAAUAUCGUUGACUUAAUUGUUACUCUGGGACAAGAACCACAUCAGCCAUUGGACGAUGUGGAAAUGAACAUUCACGCAAAAUUUGACAGAUUAUGUCGGUUCAACACUAACACUUAUACAUCUUUUGUCGUAUUUACGGUGAGCAAUUUUUUAUUACUCUCAUUGUUUACAAGCUUUAACAAAAGAGAAUUAACUUUUCAAGCUUGGUUGCCGUUUGAAGUCAACAUGGCACCUAUUGUAUUUUAUUUAUCGUACCUUCACCAAAUGCUAGCAAUGAUAUUAGGAGCAGUGAUUCACGUCGCUCUAGAUACUAUAGUCUGGUAUCUUCUAAUAAACAUUACUUGUCAAAUUAGGAUCUUGGAAAAUCGCCUAACUAAUAUCACGAACGAACGAAAGGCCACUUUGAAACUUUGCAUUCGUCAUCACGAAUGUAUAUACAAUUUUGCUGCUGCCGUAAACGAAACAUUUAAAUUUACAAUCUUCAUUCAAUUUUCUGCAAGUACAUUGACGGUCUGCUUUACUCUGAUCCGAUUAACGAGCAUAUCAGCGAAUAAUUUGGAAUUUAUAAAAAUGCUAUUGUUUAUGUCUGGCAUGUUAGCCCAAUUGUAUCUCUACUGCUCGCAUGGACAUUUAAUCACUCUAAAGAGCCAAGAAAUUGUCUACGAAAUGUUCCAGACAAAUUUGAUGGAGCUAAGCACUGACAUCAAGAAGAGUCUUUUGAUUAUGAUGAGACGUACGACGAGACCGAUCAUCAUUAUCGUUAUGAAUCUUUUUCCUCUGAAUAUCGAUUCGUUCGUGAGCAUACUUAAGACCGCAUACUCGGCAUACAACUUUUUGGAACAAACUUAACAAGAGUAAGUAGAAAAGAUGAGGAAAAAAAAACAGAUACAAAUGAUUUGAAUUAGUGUUUAGGUAUGAUAGACGUAUGAUGUAAAUAUAGAAAAUUACAAAAAAGAAAAAAAAAGACAAGAAUAAAAUAAUCUACUUGCAAGAAAAUUCAUCGGGCUUUCUGUUUUAUCACAACUAUAUUUUCUUGAAAAAUGUGAAUAAUUGUAGUUGCGACAACUUGAGUGCUUACAUCAUAUUCGAAAUUGUUUUCAAACGGUGAAACUAAAGGAUAAUUAUUGGACUAAAAACAAGUAACGAAGAGGUAGAAUAUAAAGAGGAAUUUUUAUCUUCACUGAAUCCUUUUACUGUUCGCAAAUAGCUACCUCUGCAAAAAGACAAACUCAGCUACAUCAUAAUAAUUUUAUGUCAAAGCAAUUUUUUCCUACCAUAUCUUCCGCUUCCACGCACAGUGCAUAAGAAUAAUUAAUAAUCAAUAAUGAUAGAACAUUGAAGGGUCGUCGUUCUUUUCCAUCAAAGUAGAAAGAGAUGCUUUAAAUAAUAAAAUAUCAUUUAAAGAAAUGCAUCUUUUCAUAGUGGUUAUUAUAAUAAUGACAUACUUCGAUUACAACAUAUAAAAUUACUUUAUCAUUCAUGUGAGAGAGAAAGUAGUCAUAUCAAUAAAAUAAAAAUAUGUGCUUUUAGUUUGUGAGAAUAUUUC